Messenger RNA from Malassezia sympodialis ATCC 42132, 1845 nucleotides. RefSeq names its product D-arabinono-1,4-lactone oxidase (gene ALO1). NCBI's taxonomy places the organism in Eukaryota, Fungi, Basidiomycota, Malasseziomycetes, Malasseziales, Malasseziaceae. Gene Ontology annotation, molecular function: D-arabinono-1,4-lactone oxidase activity; FAD binding. The record is from RefSeq and is a predicted model, not a curated record. Gene Ontology annotation, cellular component: membrane; mitochondrion.
AUGCCGAGGGCGCCUGUCCGCAUUGCGGCCAAGUACCGCCCGCCGCCGAGCGCGUUUGCGCAGGCCAUGUCGGAGUCUGCGCUCGAGGCGCUCAUUGACCGCGUGCGCCUCGCCCCCACGUCGCGCCUCGCGUACAUGCGCAACUGGGCGGGCGUGUACCACUCGGCGGUCCCUACGAACGACGGGGCCUUUUCGCACAUGGACCGCAGCGUAUUUAUGCCGCGCACGAUCGAGCAGGUCGUUGCGAUUGUCGAGCUGGCCAAGCGGCGCUCUGUCCCUGUGCGGGCGGUCGGCCGCCUGCACUCGCCGUCGGACCUGCCGUUCUCCCUUGGCUGGACGAUCCGCACCGACGAGCUCGACGGCAUCGUGCGCAUCGACGCGGCGCGCGGCGAGGUGGACGUGAUGGCGGGCACGUACAUCUCCACCAUCAACGAUGCGCUCGCGCACCACGAGCCGGCGCUCGGCUUCCCGAACCUCGGCUCCAUUAGCGAGCAGACCAUCGCGGGGCUCCUGUCCACGGCGUCGCACGGCUCCGGCAUCGACUUUCCCGUGCUCUCCGCGCACAUCCUCGCGCUGGAUAUCGUGUGCCCCCUCGCGGACGGCACGCAGGUCGUGCAUUGCAGCCGCACCGAGCACGCCGACCUCUUUAAUGCGUCGUUGUGUGGCCUCGGCGCCACUGGCGUCAUCGUUGCCGUAUCGCUGGGCGUCGUGCCCGCAUUCCGCCUCCAGCAGGUCACCGAGGACGUGCCGAUCGACGUGCUCCUUGGCCCACCGCCCGAACUCCCCGCCUCACUGUCCCCGGACAUGCUGGCGAUCGAGCCGAUCGACACGUUCCUCGCGCACCCCAGCGCCCUCGGCGAGCUCCUGGCGUCCGGCGCGUCCCUGCCCCCCCGCGCAUUCCCUCCGGCGGCUCGCUCGGCGGGCCCCGCGCAUGUGCAUCCGUUCGUGCCGGACGCUGCGACCCCCCCGCUUCCCUCGUACGCCGCACACGACGUGCAAGACCGGAUCGACCGCCUCGUGCACAGCGCAGAGCAUGUGCGCUUCCUGUGGUCGCCCCAUGCGCAUAUGGUCACGAUCGACCGCGCCUCGCGCACCGAGGCACCCGCGGACCCUGUCCGUGUGUGGUCUGACUUGUACGUGCGUGGCGUGCGGCACGUCACGCAGGCGCUGCUGUGGGCGUCGCGCCUUCACACGUCGCUCCCCGCGCCCGUCGCGCGUGCAGCGUACGCCAUGUCGCAUGCGCGCGCGCCGCGCGCGCCCCGCGACUCGUCCUCCGCGCCGGGCGGCCUCGCGCCGGUGCACAGCCGGUCGGCGAUCGAAGUGCGCGUUGCCGACGCGCCCGCCGUGUUCAACUUUGACUGCCUGUUCCCCCAGUACACGGCCGAGUAUGCCAUUCCGUACGAGUAUGCGGGCGCGGCGCUGCUGGCACUGCGCGCGUGGCUGGACCGCGAGCACGCGAAUGACCAGGGCGUGCGUGCGCACUUCCCGAUCGAAGUGCGCUUCGUCGAUGCGGACGGCAUCUGGCUAAGCCCCAGCUACGGGCGGCGGACGUGCUACAUUGGGCUCGUGCAGUUCCGCCCGUACGGGCUGCCGGUGCGCUACCGGCGCCUGUUUGCGCGUUUCGACGCGCUGAUGCGCCAGUUCGAUGGGCGCCCGCACUGGGCCAAGACGCACACGUCGUACCGGGCCGAGCUGCUGGCGCGGUACCCCCACAUGGCCGACUGGCUCCAGGUGGUCGCACACUACGACCCGCAGCGGGUGCUGGUCAACCCGUAUGUGGCGCGGCACCUGCUGGACGAGCAUGCGUCGUGCCGGCAGAGCGUCUUCCGGCGAAGCAAGCUCUAG